AUAUCACGUGACAGUUUCCGCAUCCGACAACCGGAAGUUGCUUUAAACGUCAAUGAGCAAAAACCGUAUGUUUGUUUUUUCAAAAUAAUAACAAAAAACAAGAUUUGCAGCAAUAAUGGAGUCAAAUAAAGUCGUAAUUCGUUUAAAAAUACGGAGAUAUGACACUUCAGGAUUGCCCGAAAUCACCGAAAAAACGGUGGAAUUUAACACAGACUCGGAAUACAACGCCUUAAAAAAAGAAAUCCAAAAUAUUUGUCAAGUUGGACCUGAAGAUAACAAAGUAAUCAAACUGCGACGUGAUGAUGAAGUUCUUGUGCCAUUGUCUUUUUUACUGGAGUCUUCCGAUCCUGACAAAUACUUCUAUAUAGAUGUUUGCAAAAUCAACUAUGCCAAUAAAGCAACUGCAAGCCUACUCCAAGACGCUUACAUUGACUCUGUCUGCCAGAAGUUGCGAAAUAUGGAGUCCCGGAUUGUCAAAGCCGAGUUGCUUCUACCUCAACUGGAGUGGAGGAGACAGGCGCACAUGGAAGAGACCGUCAGCACGUUAGCAAACCGAGUGUCAUUUUUAAACCGAAGAGUUGAUGAACUCUUACCAGCUCAAUGGAGAUCAAAAAUGCCCCAAACCAUGGCAUAAACACGUCUUCUGUCCGCAAACAAUCUGAUCCAUUUUAAAUGUUAGAAUUUCGACAUUUUAUGCUGUUGGCCUUGUUGCAUGCUAGAUUUAUAAGCAUGUAUCUAUGAAGCGCUGAGUUGCGCUGUCUUUCGUGAAUUGAAUAGGCUGUUUAUGCAGUUCGUAGAUUUAUAAAAAGAAAAUAUAUUUGAAUCUUUUACGUGAUAGAAAUUUGUGUAUCCGUCAAAGUACAAAAUAGAAGUACUGUGUAUGAAACUAGUACUUAGUUUAUGCAUAUAAUAAAGUGAGAACAAUAA
Messenger RNA from Zophobas morio, 927 nucleotides. RefSeq lists its product as uncharacterized. The record is from RefSeq and is a predicted model, not a curated record. The transcript is spliced from 4 exons. The coding region runs from base 116 to 634 and encodes 172 amino acids. NCBI's taxonomy places the organism in Eukaryota, Metazoa, Arthropoda, Insecta, Coleoptera, Tenebrionidae.